Messenger RNA from Monodelphis domestica (gray short-tailed opossum), 3166 nucleotides. RefSeq names its product catechol-O-methyltransferase domain containing 1 (gene COMTD1). The record is from RefSeq and is a predicted model, not a curated record. Lineage: Eukaryota; Metazoa; Chordata; Mammalia; Didelphimorphia; Didelphidae. Gene Ontology annotation, molecular function: S-adenosylmethionine-dependent methyltransferase activity; O-methyltransferase activity.
CGUCUCCGCCCCCGCCUCUCCGAGCGGCUCUGGCCUGGAGCUACCUUUGCUGACCCUUAGUUCCCUGGCCCACUUUGGAACCAUGGCCCUGCCGCGAUUCUCCCUGUCCGCGGAGCUGGCCGUGGGCACUGCCGUGGUGGGAGCGGCCUUCGCGACUGGAGUCUUCCUUGGGAGAGGGGGGUCUUGGUGGCUGCCCGCCUCUCGACAGGAGCAGAGGCGACGGCUCCUGCCCUCAGAAGACGACCCCCUAUGGCAGUACUUGCUGAGCCGCUCCAUGCGGGAGCACCCGGCGCUGCGCAGCCUUCGGAAGCUCACCCUGGAGCAGCCCCAGGGGGAUUCCAUGAUGACCUGUGAGCAGGCCCAGCUGCUGGCUAACCUAGCCCGGCUCAUCAAAGCCCAGAAGGCUCUGGAUAUCGGCUCCUUUACAGGCUAUACCGCCCUGAGUUUGGCCCUAGCAUUGCCUGCCACUGGGCAGGUGGUAGCCUGUGAAAGGGAUGCUGCUCCCACUGAGCUGGGAAGACGCUUCUGGAGAGAGGCAGGUGAGGAGCAGAAGAUUGACCUGCGCUUGAGGCCAGCCCUGCAGACCCUCGCCUGCACACCUGUGGGGGUUGGAACCAUGGACAGGAGCAGCACAAUCAGCCUUGCAGAUAAGACAGGGUCCCUCCUCCCAAGGCAGCCAGGCCAGAAGGCUAGCGUGUCCCAAGUAGAUGAGCUGCUGGCUGGCGGGGCAGCCGGGACCUUCGACGUGGCGGUCAUUGAUGCCGACAAGGAGAACUGUAGCACUUACUAUGAGCGGUGUCUGAAGCUUGUUCGGUCUGGUGGGAUCAUCGCCAUUAGCAAAGUCCUAUGGAAUGGGGAGGUGCUCAACAAGUCACAGAAGGGUGCUGCUGAGUGUGUUCGGGAUCUCAAUGAAAGAAUCCUAAGGGACUCCAGGGUCCACAUCAGCCUCUUGCCCCUUGGAGAUGGCCUCACUUUGGCAUUCAAGAUUUAGGGGACCUAGAGGGACAGACUAGGUGGCAAGGCUGGCAAUUCUAUAUUGGUAGAAGAGCUCACAGGACAAGUUUUUUAAACGACAAUUAAAAGGAAGGAUUAGGACCCAAGAACCCUCUGAGACUCCUGUGUGCUUUUCUCCCCAUGUCCCAGGUUAGCAGGCAUUCAAUGGCAUUUAGAUUCCCCAGUAGUUCUGGGAAAAGAAAGGUUUGGAGCAAUUCGCAACCCCAAUUCAAACCUAAAUAUUUUUGGUUUUCAGCUAAGUGGACCCACAAUGGUGGCAUAUUUUAUCUACUAUUUCUGAAGGAAUGACAUUCAACAGCUAAGAUUAAAACCCAGGUGUUCAGAAUGAUUUUCUUCAUACAUGGGCAAAACUAAAGAUAGUUUGAACCACCCAUUUUGGAACAUAUUCCUCAGAUAUUUACAUGUCCCUUUGCACACCUCUCCAAAACCUUAGCAGGCUCUGAAGAGGUGUAGAUACUUACUCCAUCCUUGUAAAUAGCAACAGGCAGUUUAACAUGGUAUGUCGGGAUUUUAACCUGGGUUGUCUUUACUUACAUGACCUUGGACAGGUCCCUUCACUGUCCAAAGUGUGUAAAAUGAGAGCUUGGGGAUUAGAUCAUCUCCUCAAACCCCUUAACAACCAGGAAGACAUACCCCUAACUUUGGUUAAUUGCUAGAAGCCAAGUUUUUUUGCCAGUUGACUUUUACAAUUCCCUUAAGAGAUGGAGUUUUGUCAACACUGAGUUCCCAGGGAAGCUGCUCUCUACCUCCCACAAGCUAUAAGGAGCUUCUUGUUUUUUUUUCUGCCUUUUUUGGUAUUUAACAUGGUGCCUGACAUUUAGUAAACGCCUUACCUAAAGCCAAAAUCAUAAGGCACAGGAAGGAAAUGUGGCAGCACUGCUACUUCUGUGAAAAAAAGCAUUCAGAAACUUUUCCUGCCUUUCUACAGGUGGUAGGUAAAAAUAAACCCCAAAUUAACUAGCUUUAGUGUAUCUUCCCCAUCUGACACUAUUCAUAUAUGCAAUUGUGCAAGAAUUUACACAGAAUUUCAUUUCUGUAGUGCUUACUAUUAAUUUCUGUGUUUGCCCUACUUGUGUAAAUUCUAAACAUCAGUGGUUUUCAAAGGGUUCAAAAAACCCUUCGGGGGUAUGUUUAAGAUCAAAACUGGUUUCUUCAUAAUACUGUCAUUUUAAUUUCUAAUAUGGCAAAUGUCAAAAAACAUAACCUACAUAAACAAGAGAUACAGAGCAGGAAAGAGGGAAUCCUUAUUAAUUUUUGAGUUUUAAAACCAUGAAGUUUACACCUGUUGUUAAUAGAGGGGAAGUUGUGAGCCUCCCCAAUCUUUUUUUCACUCAAAGCACUCAUCUCCAUUUUUAUGGACGGCUUCAAUAUGCAGAUACAGAGCUACCCACCUCAUUUUCUAUCUGGAUGGCUGCAGUGUUUGUAGGUAUUUAUUUCCAAGUUAUGAACCAUUUCUUAAAGCCUAGCUUAGUCCACCUAAACUACUCUUAAAAUCUUCCCCCUAGUUAAUAAUAUACUAUUUUGUGAACUUCUUACAAGUUACAGUAGUACUGGUCACUCUUUUCAGACCAAUGCUAUGAUGAAAGUGCAUUAGAAAAGGGGAAAUAUCAAAGAAUUCUGACUGGUGUGGUCUCUGAUCCUCUGUCACAUCAAGCUCAUUUAACAAACUCUUCUAUUCCAUCUCCUGAAGUGAUCCGCCAUAAAUAGGAGUUUUUUCUUUGUCCUCAAAUUACUUCUUAAGGCUUCAUGUGCUCUUUUAUGAAGCUUUUUUAACCAGGGGUCUUUAUCAUUUUCUAGACCUUAAGUGGAAAAAUAAGAUUCAGAACAUAAUCAAGAGUGAAGCCUAUACUGCACCUUCUUCCAGCCGGGCCACUCAUCAACAUGGGGAGCCCUGAUUCUACUCCAUACAGAGAGCACCCCUACCAAGACAAUAUCCCUAUCCCAGUCAAUGUUUAAACAGGCUUUGGUAUAGAAACUUGCCAAGCUUUGUUCAAAUAGAAACGUUAUGUUGCUCAUUACCCAUACAUCUCUGAAAACAAGCCCUGAUAUAUUUAUCAUGGAUACCUUGUGGCAUAAAGUAUCAUAGUAUUUACAGGGAUCCUUAGUAGUUAUCUAGUCUAAUAUUUUUAAUUUUAAUAAAUGAGGAAACUGA